This is a messenger RNA of Condylostylus longicornis, 1422 nucleotides long. It is a transcript of the gene NiPp1, whose product is annotated as nuclear inhibitor of protein phosphatase 1. The record is from RefSeq and is a predicted model, not a curated record. NCBI's taxonomy places the organism in Eukaryota, Metazoa, Arthropoda, Insecta, Diptera, Dolichopodidae. Bases 146 to 1231 code for a protein of 361 amino acids. The transcript has 7 exons. Gene Ontology annotation, molecular function: protein binding; mRNA binding; protein serine/threonine phosphatase inhibitor activity. Gene Ontology annotation, cellular component: nuclear speck.
UUAUCAAGUUUGUGGAUUUUGUCUAAAUUACUUAAAAAUAAAUAAAUAAUAUAAAGCAAAUGUAAAAGUUUAUGAAUUAGGAAAAAAGAAAAUUUUAGCCAUUUAAGAAUUUCUUAAAAUUUUUACAAUCUCUUAAACUUGUAAUAUGGCAAAUUCAUACGAACCCCCUAAUUGGGCCGGGAAGCCUCCAACUGGAUUGCAUCUUGAUGUGUUAAAAGAAGAUAAAUUAAUUCAAAAAUUAAUGAUCGAUGAAAAAAAAUUCUACCUUUUUGGUCGAAAUGCACAAAUGAAUGAUUUCUGUAUUGAUCAUGCAUCAUGUUCCAGAGUUCAUGCGGCAUUUUUAUACCAUAAACAUUUAAAUAUUGCAUAUCUAGUUGAUUUAGGAUCAACUCAUGGAACUUUCAUAGGUACAUUACGUUUAGAACCUCAUAAACCUACACAACUUCAAAUAAACAGUACAUUUCAUUUUGGUGCUUCCACAAGACGUUAUAUUUUAAGAGAGCGACCAUCAGUAACUAUGAGAAGCUCUAUAUUAGAAGAAAUUCCAUUAAAUGAAAGCAGUGAAGGAGCCUUACUUGGUUUACCAGAAACACAAAAUGAAGUUGAUAACUUGACUGAAUACAAUACUGCCCACAAUCGGAGAAUAUCAAUGCUUGGAAUAACAGAUGAUAACAUUAGAAAGCAAAGCCAAAUAAAAAAUCCUAGGAAAAGAAAAAAUGUUACUUUUAACGAUGAAGAAAUAAUUAUUAACCCUGAGGAUAUAGAUCCAAAUGUUGGACGGUUCAGAAAUCUAGUUCAAACCACAGUUGUUCCAACUAAAAAGUUAAAAAUUGAGCACGGAAUACCUACAACAAGCACAAGUGUUCACUCAUCGAUAUCUCAUGUGGCAGAUGUAAAACACAUGCAUCCAUCAGCCCUAAUUCCAUCUUUAUAUCACGGACUUCCGGCUGCCAUUUCAGACCACCAACACAAUCCUAGUAGUAGUUCUUCUGGAACGAGCAAAUUGCUGGAUGUUGAUGUUGUUAUGGGAACUAAAUUAGGUUUAUUACUACCAAACCCAGCGCCGGAUGUCAAUCCAGAAACGAGUACACCUCCAAUCGCUCCUUCUCCAUUUCCAAAUAAUGCAAAAGGACGUUUUGAGGAUCGAGUUGAAACAAGUUCCGAACCUCAGAAAAAGAAAUAUGCCAAAGAGGCUUGGCCAGGAAGAAAACCAAUGUUGGGUAGCCUGUGAAUCUACACGUGAAGUUUAUGUUGUUGAAAUUAAUUAUAAGGUAUUGUAUUCAUAUAUGUAUGUAUGUAGACAAAUGACGAAGUUUAAUAUUUAAUAACAAAAUUCACCAGGAAUAUUCAAUAAUUGUAUUUGCAGUUUUUUCAGCUUUAAAUAAUCAAUUAUAAGAAAUAUAAAAUUAACUUUUAUAUUUA